Molecule: messenger RNA, 1437 nt
Organism: Wallemia mellicola CBS 633.66
Lineage: Eukaryota; Fungi; Basidiomycota; Wallemiomycetes; Wallemiales; Wallemiaceae
Exons: 4
Coding region: 1-1437 (478 amino acids)
Biological process (GO): nuclear inner membrane organization
Cellular component (GO): mitotic spindle pole body; nuclear inner membrane; chromosome, centromeric core domain
Source: RefSeq, a predicted model, not a curated record
AUGAUAACGAGAAAGCCAAAAAUAAAAGUUAAACAAUGCCACUAUUGCUUAGAGUACCUUGAAGUUUUAAAUAAUAACUUCAAGUGUACAAAUUGUGAUCAAUUCAAUAAUUAUGACGAUAAAGGUCAACUUAUAGACAAUUACGCACCUUUAGUUAAUAAAGAAGCUUUAAAGUAUAAAGCUAAACCUUUAACAAUCACACAAGAUACGAUAAAUCCAUUCUGUAAUAGCUGUUCCACUAAUCAAACGCUUAUAUACUCUCUAUUGAGUAAUUAUGAUAACGAUAAUGAUGAUGAUUUAACUGGCUAUAAUAAUUAUAAGAACUCAAUUGAGUCUAGAUAUCCACCAAUUUGUUCAAAUUGUCAAAUUAUCGUCAAUCAAACGAUAAAUAAACGUAAUUAUAAAGCUAAAACUAAAGCACUUGGACAGUGGUUAGAAAAAUCAGCAUCUUUGAAUGAUGGUAGUAGUAAUACUAUCAGAAAUACUACAUUCAAUGGACCUUUAGGUAGAUACUCUAAAUUAGCUUGGUUUAUUAAGAGUAUUCUAUGGUUAACCAACAAUAUUUUAUACCUUUCACUUCAUUUUAGCACUUUCUAUUAUAGUAAGCGGUAUUCGUUUAAUAACUACACCUUAAUAGCUAUUCCAUUGUCAAUACUUUACUCAUUUUGGGAUCCAACUUGGUUAAAAGUGCAUAAAAUAAGGUCAAAGGGUCAAUCUUUGGUUCUUACGGGAAAAAGAUUUUGGAUUCAAUCACAAUUUAUCAUUUGGCUUGAACGAUCUUUGCUUUUAGGCUCAUUAGCUUUUCAAUCCUCCUUGGAGAAAUACUAUACAUCAAAUUUAGCUUUAUCUUUGUUAUUAUUAGAAAUCACGAUACAACUAAUUGCAUAUAGUCAUUUGAAUAUUUUGCUAUCUAAACAAAUCAAUUUAACAAAGUCAAAACAACCUACAAUAUCGAAAAAUGAUGAAACACAAGCAAAAUCAUAUACAAAUACUCCAGAUUUUACGGCUGAUAAUCUUUCUUCAGCAUUAUCCUUAUCGGUGGAUAGUAAAGUAAAGAAAUUACCUAUCUUUGGUGAAACAUCAUUACAACCUUCUGAAGAAGCGCAACGUCGGACAGCCAAUGCAAUUAACGAUACAGAUGAAAUGGAAUGGACACCAGAGCAAAAUCUGUCAAAUCCAAAGAGCCAUUCAACAUGGGCUGGUCUUAAACCUCAACUUUUCUUCGCACCACAAGAUAAUCAAAAAACAGGAUUAGAAGAACCACUAAGUUCUGUUAGCUUAAGUAUAAGUGACAGUAAUGUCUACAAAAGAGAGUCUAAUCAAGAUAAUAAGAAGAUGGUGAUAUGUCUGACAAUACUAAUAGUCUUACCUUUAGUAGCUUUAUUUAAGUAUCAAGAAAGUGUAAUUGAAGUCAUGAGAUUUAUGAAAAAUAGAUAA